AUGAUCUAUAAGCAGAACGAAUUUGGUGUCUGGGAGAUUUUUUUGCCAAAUAAUGCGGACGGCUCUCCUGCAAUUCCUCAUGGGUCCAGAGUGAAGAUACGUAUGGACACUCCAUCAGGUGUUAAGGAUUCCAUUCCUGCUUGGAUCAAGUUCUCUGUACAGCCUCCUGGUGAAAUUCCAUACAAUGGAAUAUACUAUGAUCCACCCGAAGAGGAGAAGUAUGUAUUCCAACAUCCACGGCCAAAGAAACCAAAGUCACUGAGAAUAUAUGAAUCUCAUAUCGGAAUGAGUAGUCCGGAGCCUAAAAUUAACUCAUACGUGAAUUUUCGAGAUGAAGUUCUUCCUCGCAUAAAAAAACUUGGAUACAACGCUGUGCAAAUUAUGGCUAUUCAAGAGCAUUCUUAUUAUGCUAGUUUUGGUUAUCAUGUCACAAAUUUUUUUGCACCAAGCAGCCGUUUUGGGACGCCUGAUGACCUUAAGUCUUUGAUUGAUAAAGCUCAUGAGCUAGGAAUUGUUGUUCUCAUGGACAUUGUUCACAGCCAUGCAUCAAAUAAUACUUUAGAUGGGCUGAACAUGUUUGAUGGAACUGAUAGUUGUUAUUUUCACUCUGGAUCUCGUGGUUAUCAUUGGAUGUGGGAUUCCCGCCUCUUUAACUAUGGACACUGGGAGGUACUUAGGUAUCUUCUCUCAAAUGCGAGAUGGUGGUUGGAUGAGUUCAAAUUUGAUGGAUUUAGAUUUGAUGGUGUGACAUCAAUGAUGUAUACUCACCACGGAUUAUCGGUGGCAUUCACCGGGAACUACAAUGAAUAUUUCGGAUUUGCGACUGAUGUGGAUGCUGUGGUGUAUUUGAUGCUUGUCAAUGAUCUUAUUCACAGGCUUUUCCCAGAUGCGAUUACCAUUGGUGAAGAUGUUAGUGGAAUGCCGACAUUUUGUAUUCCCGUUCAAGAUGGGGGUGUUGGCUUUGACUAUCGGCUGCAUAUGGCAAUUGCUGAUAAAUGGAUUGAGUUGCUCAAGAAAAGGGAUGAGGAUUGGAGAGUGGGUGAUAUUGUUCAUACACUGACAAAUAGAAGAUGGUCGGAAAAGUGUGUUUCAUAUGCGGAAAGUCAUGAUCAAGCUCUAGUUGGUGAUAAAACUAUAGCAUUCUGGUUGAUGGACAAGGAUAUGUAUGAUUUUAUGGCUCUGGAUAGACCGUCAACACCAUUAAUAGAUCGUGGGAUUGCGUUGCACAAGAUGAUCAGGCUUGUAACUAUGGGAUUAGGAGGAGAAGGAUACCUAAAUUUCAUGGGAAAUGAAUUUGGCCACCCUGAGUGGAUUGAUUUCCCUAGGGCUGAACAACACCUCCCUGAUGGACAAGUGAUUCCCGGAAACAAUUUCAGUUAUGAUAAAUGCAGACGGAGAUUUGAUCUGGGAGAUGCAGAUUAUUUAAGAUACCAUGGGUUGCAAGAAUUUGACCAGGCUAUGCAGCAUCUUGAAGAGAGAUAUGAGGUAUGUGUUUAUAUUGUGCCGCUUUCUCAGUUUUGUGCUUCUUGAUUUCCCAUACCAGUA
Messenger RNA from Nicotiana tabacum (common tobacco), 1545 nucleotides. The record is from RefSeq and is a predicted model, not a curated record. Lineage: Eukaryota; Viridiplantae; Streptophyta; Magnoliopsida; Solanales; Solanaceae.